Molecule: messenger RNA, 417 nt
Organism: Peromyscus leucopus (white-footed mouse)
Lineage: Eukaryota; Metazoa; Chordata; Mammalia; Rodentia; Cricetidae
Product: calcium-binding protein 4-like
Exons: 2
Coding region: 1-417 (138 amino acids)
Molecular function (GO): calcium ion binding
Source: RefSeq, a predicted model, not a curated record
AUGUUUUCCAAGUAUCUGAUUCUGGUUGUAGAAACUGUCUUACAGGAUUCUGUGGAAAACAGUCAGCACCUUGUGUUCGUGGGCUCUGGAGCGGAGGUGCCAAGAAACCUCUCUUUGAGCAAGGACCUAGUGGGUGGCUUUGCGGAUUUUGAAGAGUUUGUGGAGCUGAUAAGCCCAAAGCUGAGGGAGGAGACAGCUCACACGUUGGGUGUACGAGAGCUCCGCAUCGCCUUCCGAGAGUUUGAAAAGGACAGGGAUGGACGGAUCACAGUGGCAGAGUUGCGGCAGGCAGCACCAGCUCUGCUGGGGGAGCCACUAGAGGGCACUGAGCUGGAUGAGAUGUUGUGGCAGAUGGACCUCAAUGGGGAUGGCACCAUAGACUUCCAUGAAUUUGUAAUGAUGCUAUCUACUGGCUGA